GUCAGUUUCCGUUCACGUAUGUUCAUCUAUUUUGUCUCUUCGUAAAAAAUAUUUUUCUUGCGAAUUCUAACUGAACAAUAAAAAUGUCUUAGCGGUACGAAAGAAAAGUGUAGUGUAGUGUGAAGCCUCGCAAUGGCGGGGCAAAAUGGAGGGAAUUUUGGCUCUCUAUUGCAAGGUGCGGGGAGACAAUUGUUGAACCAGGGUGGGCAAGCGUUGUUGAACUAUGGAGCCCAGGCUUUGGGGAACAUCAUCAAUGAGGUGUUCCAGAAGAAGGAAGUGGAACAGAAGAGAUAUUUGCCGAGCAUUAAGAACUAUAAAGUGCUCGGCGAGACCAGGUCAUCAUCGUACGGUCCAGCGACGUAUCAAGACUUCAAGGACAUCCGGUCUCGGUGCUUAGCUGACGGAAGACUGUUCGAAGACCCCGAGUUUCCUGCUAUUGAUCGCAGUCUGUACUACAAAGAGCGUCUCGACAGACCAAUAACUUGGUUGAGACCUAGCGAAAUAUGCGAGGAUCCACAAUUGUUCGUGGAGGGAUACAGUCGUUUCGACGUACAACAAGGAGAGCUCGGGGAUUGCUGGCUGCUCGCGGCUGUUGCGAAUCUCACGCUGCACAGAAAAUUGUUCUUCCAAGUGGUGCCGGAUGAUCAGAGUUUCGACGAGGAUUAUGCGGGCGUCUUCCAUUUCCGGUUCUGGCAGUACGGCCGUUGGGUGGACGUGGUAAUCGACGAUCGUCUGCCUACGUACAGAGGCAAACUGGUCUUCCUCCACUCCUCGGAGAGAAACGAGUUCUGGAGCGCCUUACUGGAGAAAGCCUAUGCCAAAUUACAUGGGUCGUACGAAGCACUUAAGGGUGGGUCAACAUGCGAGGCGAUGGAGGACUUCACUGGCGGCGUUACAGAAAUGUACGAUAUAGCAGAGUUGCCGCCCAACUUCUAUACCAUCCUGCUGAAGGCAUACGAGAGGAACUCCCUCAUGGGAUGCAGUAUAGAGCCAGACCCUCACAUCCUGGAGGCGGAGACGCCCGUGGGUCUGAUCCGGGGGCACGCAUACUCCGUGACGCGCGUCAAGUACGUGGACAUCGAGACCCCGGGCCGCGCCGGGAAGAUACCUCUGCUGCGGCUGCGAAACCCCUGGGGGAACGAGGCCGAAUGGAACGGUCCCUGGAGCGACAAGUCACCAGAGUGGCGAUUCAUACCAGAAUCGGAAAAGGAGGAACUGGGUCUUACCUUUGAUGACGAUGGUGAAUUUUGGAUGUCCUUCAAAGAUUUCGUCACACAUUUUUCAAGAGUAGAAAUCUGUAACUUGAACCCUGAUUCCCUGGACCCUGAGGAGUGUCCAGAAGGCUGCACUAAGAAAUGGGAGAUGUCCGUGUUUGAAGGAGAAUGGGUUAGAGGUGUGACAGCUGGAGGUUGCAGGAAUUAUCUGGACACGUUCUGGCGGAAUCCACAAUACAUGGUCACCCUCACCGACGUCGAUGAAGGGGAUGAUGAGAAUAAAUGCACGAUCAUCGUGGCCCUUAUGCAAAAGAACCGGCGCUCGCAACGGCACCAGGGUCUGGAGUGUCUCACGAUUGGUUUCGCUGUCUACCGCCUGCCGGAUUAUGGCCACGUGCCAAAACCACUUGACCUCAACUUCUUCAAGUAUAAUGCUUCCGUUGGUCGCUCGCAAGCCUUCAUCAAUCUUCGGGAAGUCAGUGCCAGAUUCAAAUUCGAGCCGGGCACGUACGUGAUAGUGCCGUCCACCUUCGAACCAGACGAGGAAGGAGAGUUCUUGGUGCGCGUGUUCUCUGAAAAAUGCAACAAUAUGGCUGAAAAUGAUGAAGAUGUCGGGAUUGGUGAAGUGGACGACAGGGUCAAGGAUGUGCUACCAGCAGACCCUACACCCGCCGACCCUGUGAAAGAUUUCUUCAACCGACUGGCCGGAAGUGACGGUCAAGUUGACUGGCAGGAACUUAAGGAGAUACUUGACUAUGCCAUGAGGGAAGAGUUGGCAAUGCGCCGCGGCGGGGCGUACGACGGCGGCGGGGUUCCGGGUGGAGGGGGCGGCAGUUCCCCCCCACAAGAGCAAAGCUGCCUGGAACAGUUGUUAUGUGCGUUGUGCUCGCCCAUCUGCAAGGAGUUGGGGGUGGACCUGCAGCAGGUUCAGCAGCAGGGCUCGGAACAAGUGCACCUCACGCAGCCGCAGCCUCAAGAACUGAAAGGCCAAGGAUUCUCCCAGGACGUAUGCAGAAGUAUGAUUUCCAUGUUGGAUAAAGAUGGUUCGGGUGGACUUGGUUUCGAAGAGUUCAAGGAGUUAUGGAUCGAUCUGCGCAAAUGGAGGGAGGUGUUCCGACUCUACGACACAGAGGGCCGUGGUGGUAUACCAUCCUACCACUUGAGAGAUGCACUCCACUCCGCCGGCUACACUGUCAACGCACACAUACUCAACGUUCUUGCACACAGAUACGGUUCAUCUGACGGCUAUAUCCACUUUGACAACUUCAUCAUGUGCGCUGUGCGACUCAAAACCAUGAUCGGCAUCUUCAAGUCGAGAUCUUCGGGCGGUGACUACGCUACCUUCUCGAUGGAUGACUGGCUAAAUCGCACAGUUUACUAGAACUAACAAAUGCCUAAAACAUGCCUUAUAUUGUUAAGCUGAAGGCUGAAUAUUCUAUACCUCCAGUCGAAACUUUAUAUACAUGUAGUCCAUUUUAAUAUAAACGUGUAUAUAUAACGCAAAAAGAUUUAUUUAAAUGUAUAAAGAUACUACUUUGCGGGUCACUCUGGAAUCUAAUUCUAUAAUAAUGUUGGAAUGAGCUGUUUUGCAUUUUCAUACCCUUGCGUUAUACUCUAGUGACAUAUUAAUUCUUCAUUAAGUAGUCAAUGAACUCAAUGUUUAAAGAUUUAUUUGAUUUAGUCACGAUUACUUUUCAAACGAACUUCAUAUACAAAAACGGCGUCCAUUUAAGUAACUACUAAGAUAAGACUCCAGGGUAGACCUGCCGUUUCAUAAGGUAUGUUAGGAGUUAUAAGAUGUAUCAAUACUCUGAGAUUAAUUUUGACAGUGCAUAAAAUUUAUUAUUUAAUUAGACUUUGUAAUAUGUUGCAUAUGUUAACUGAAAGUAGAAACCCCAACCAAUGCAACGAUAUAUGUUGAUUUUAUAACUUACAAUGUCACAAAUGUUAAUUGUAACAACAAAUACGGGUAAACAAUACUAAUUAAAUAUAGGUACUUACCUAAUUUUUAAUUACUAAAAAAGUAUUUUUCUAAAUUUAUGUAAUUUAGUGUUCACAUUAUUGUAUUCAAUAGUAUAUUAAGUCUUGUUAAUAUAAAGUACUAUGCUUGCAUACAACAGUGUCAUAAAAUAAAUGCAAUUCCUUAUAGACCGCCAUUUAAAAAAUAUUUUAAAUUGGGUAAAAUAUGGGAAAACGACUAUAAACUUUUUUUUGUAUAAAAUCGUCUACAAAC
Achroia grisella is the source of this 3447-nucleotide messenger RNA. RefSeq names its product calpain-A (gene CalpA). Bases 133 to 2595 code for a protein of 820 amino acids. Gene Ontology annotation, biological process: proteolysis. The record is from RefSeq and is a predicted model, not a curated record. Gene Ontology annotation, cellular component: cytoplasm. NCBI's taxonomy places the organism in Eukaryota, Metazoa, Arthropoda, Insecta, Lepidoptera, Pyralidae. The transcript is spliced from 20 exons. Gene Ontology annotation, molecular function: calcium ion binding; calcium-dependent cysteine-type endopeptidase activity.